Messenger RNA from Lemur catta (Ring-tailed lemur), 1529 nucleotides. It is a transcript of the gene SOD3, whose product is annotated as superoxide dismutase 3. Gene Ontology annotation, molecular function: superoxide dismutase activity; copper ion binding. NCBI's taxonomy places the organism in Eukaryota, Metazoa, Chordata, Mammalia, Primates, Lemuridae. The transcript has 3 exons. Gene Ontology annotation, biological process: removal of superoxide radicals. The coding region runs from base 259 to 969 and encodes 236 amino acids. The record is from RefSeq and is a predicted model, not a curated record.
CUGGGCUCAGCCUGUGUUCCUGCCGCCGGCUGGGUGCUGCUCCCUUCUUGGAGGGAAAGCUCUCUUGGAAGAGCCAGAAAGGUGUGGGCCCAGGAGCUGAGGAUACUUAUGAACAAAACUUGAGUUUUUGUCUUUAAGAAGCUCCAAGUCUACUGAGUGUAGCAGAGACCAGGGAGAGGACACUUCAGAGAGACGACACAGCACACGCAAAGACCAAGAAGGCAGGGACAGCAAAUCUUAUGUGAGCCCGAGUCGGCCAUGCUGGCGCUGCUGUGUUCCUGCCUGCUCGUGGCGGCCGGAGCCUCGGACGCCUGUCUAGACCAGGACCUGGGCGAGCACAUCCGAGACACGCACGCCAAGGUGACGCAGAUCUGGCAGGAGCUCGCGCGGCCGCGGGGGGACGGCGCGCAGGACGCCCCGCUCUACGCCGUCUGCCCCGUGCGGCCCUCGGCCUCGCUGGACGCCGCGCAGCCCCGCGUCGCCGGCCUGGUCCUCUUCCGGCAGCUCGGGCCCGGCGCCAGGCUCGAGGCCUUCUUCGACCUGGCGGGCUUCCCGGCCGAGCCGAACAGCUCCAGCCGCGCCAUCCACGUGCACCAGUUCGGGGACCUGAGCCAGGGCUGUGAGUCCACCGGGCCCCACUACAACCCGCUGGGCGUGCCGCACCCGCAGCACCCGGGCGACUUCGGCAACUUCGCCGUGCGCGACGGGCUCCUCUGGAAGUACCGCGCCAACCUGGCCGCGUCGCUCGCGGGCCCGCACUCGAUCGUGGGCCGCGCCGUGGUGGUCCACGCCGGCGAGGACGACCUGGGCCGCGGCGGCGACCAGGCCAGCGUGGAGAACGGCAACGCGGGCCGCCGGCUGGCCUGCUGCGUGGUGGCCCUGAGCGGGCCCGCGCCCUGGGCGCGCCAGGCGCAGGAGAACAUGGAGCGCAAGAAGCGGCGGCGCGACAGCGAGUGCAGGGCCGCCUGAGCGCCCGAGACCCCACCCCGCCCCCGAGUUCUCUCUCCGCCCCCGGGACGCCCCACCCCGACGUCUUGCCUUCGCCAUGGCUGAGCACCCCCCACGAACCCUCUCCACCUGAGGUCUCCCUGAAUGUGCCGAGACACCCGGCCUUCCCUCCCAGCCCCCCACCCAGUAGCUCUGAGGGCCUCCGGUUGUACCGAAAUACCUUACGCACCCCAGGGUCUCCUGGACUGCCUGAGGUCCCUUUCCCCCUGGACCCCCCAUCCCCACCCUACGACCCCUGAGACCUCUCUGUGCCCGGACGACCUCCCCUUUCCCCUUCCUUCAGGUUCCUCCUAGGCACUCUGAGACCCCUCCUGAGGUUGCCUAGGGCCCCCCUCUCGGCGCUCUCCACUGCCCCUAAGGCCAGCCGGCCAGCCAGCCAGCCAGCGCAGUCCCAAGUCAGGCCCCCUGCCCAGCGUCUUCAGCUGUGUCCCAUCCACCGCCACUCCAGGGAAAGCUGUUCCUUUGGGGGAUGUUUGGCAAUCUUUGUGUUGCACAUUAAAAUUCAGCGAUUCAGAACCGCA